Diabrotica virgifera virgifera (western corn rootworm) is the source of this 1551-nucleotide messenger RNA. RefSeq names its product zinc finger protein 595-like. The record is from RefSeq and is a predicted model, not a curated record. Gene Ontology annotation, cellular component: nucleus. Lineage: Eukaryota; Metazoa; Arthropoda; Insecta; Coleoptera; Chrysomelidae. The transcript has 2 exons. Gene Ontology annotation, molecular function: RNA polymerase II transcription regulatory region sequence-specific DNA binding; DNA-binding transcription factor activity, RNA polymerase II-specific. Bases 1 to 1551 code for a protein of 516 amino acids. Gene Ontology annotation, biological process: regulation of transcription by RNA polymerase II.
AUGUUCUGUCCACCAGGCCUGAAGGUGUUAGUUGAUGGUGUGGUGUCUAUGCUAUGUUACUGCAGCAUCGCCGGCGAUAUUGGGGGCUCCAGGUUCAGGGAGUCCUCCCACGAGGUGAAGGGUUGUCCGGUGAAGAUUAUUGUUUGUCCAGAAAACCCAAAUAAUAACGUCUGUUUGAAAAUGAACGGUUUAGAAUCAGAUACAGAAGAAAUUAUAAUAGUUGUAUACGACGAUUAUGAAACUAGUACGAACGAAGAUAAUAAUUGGUCGUGUAUAGACGAUAUACCUUUACCAACGAAUAUUGAAAAAAUACUUGAUGAUCCCGAAGUUUUAUUCAUAAAUUUUGAUGGUGACAAUCUAGAAGACGAUGAUGAUCAAAACCUAAUCAAAUGGGAGGAUGACAGUCCAGAAGUACUUCAAGAGGAAUCUGUUGACUGUAAACGGGAAGAACAGAAGGAAUGUGAAGAGACCAUAGAAGAAGGACUUCAAGAGGAAUCUGUUGACUGUAAACAGGAAGAACAGGAGGAAUGUGAAGAGGCCAUAGAAGACUAUAAGGAAUUUGAGGAAGAAGGCGACUUUGACCAGCCGGAACAUAUUUAUAUCGAUGGAGGUCUCCUAUAUGUAGAACCAAUUUAUAAAUCAGAACGAACAAGUUCUGCUUCUGAACUGGCUCUGUGUAGUGUUUGUGGCAAACGCGUCAAAAUCAGAAGUAUGUCCAAACACAUGGCCUUCCAUGGAAAACACAGUUGUGAUAUUUGCUCAAAAUCGUUCAAAACUUUCGAAGAAUUUGAAAAACACAAACUGGAACAUUUGGAAAAUGAUCAUGCUUGUACCAGAUGUAACAUGAAGUUCAAUGAUACUCUAGAAUAUGUCUACCAUUGCUAUAAACACGACCAUGUGUAUAGUUGUGUGAUAUGUUCGUUUACAACUCAUAACAAGUCUUCUAUUAAGGGUCAUAUUCUGCGCCACGAAAAGAAAUACACUCAUUACUGCGACAUUUGUGGAAAAGGGUUUUUGGGCAAGACCUUGCUAGAUUCCCACAAAGAAGUUCAUCUGGAUAUCAAGAGGUACAGCUGUAGUAUAUGCGACAAAAAAUUCGCCGUGAAGAGAUACCUUCAAUCACACGUAAACCUUAACCAUCGGAAAGAGCUCUACGGAGACGACCAGCUCUUCCAAUGUGAGGUUUGCGGAAGAGAGUUUACUUUCUUGAAGAGUCUUCUUCGUCACCAAAGCAUCAUCCAUCACAUAGGCGAAGAUCGUACCGUGGAGUGCCCUGUCUGUCACAAGAUGAUUGCUAACGCUUAUAAUCUUAAGAUGCACAUGAGGAUUCAUACAGGGGAGAAAAAUUUCUGUUGUGAUCUUUGCGGGAAAGCUUUUUCGGCCCAUAAGUACUGGAAGAAGCAUAAGCAGCUCCACGAGAUGCAGAGUUCGAAAGAUCCAGGCGAUAUUGAAAAGAUCGAGGAUUUGGUGGAUUUCGGUGCUCUUUCAGAUAUGGAUGAUUUGGAAAUCGAUCAUGCUGACUUUAUCAUGGACAUUGAACAGUUAGACUAA